Molecule: messenger RNA, 765 nt
Organism: Ixodes scapularis (black-legged tick)
Lineage: Eukaryota; Metazoa; Arthropoda; Arachnida; Ixodida; Ixodidae
Exons: 1
Coding region: 1-765 (254 amino acids)
Source: RefSeq, a predicted model, not a curated record
AUGACAACGGUUGGAAGGUUCGACCAGUUCGUCGAGGACGGCGACGAGGACUUCCAGUCCUACGUGGAGAGGUUUGAACACAUCCUGAAGGCCUCCAAGGUGAGCGACGAACUCAAGAUCUCAACGUUCACAACGGCAAUAGAAAAAAACGCUUACAAGACCCUGAAAAGUUUGCUCGGGCCGGUAAAGCCUGAAUGCAAAACCUACGCACAACUGGUGCAAGCAUUGCAGGGAUAUUACUCGCCGAAUCCCCUAGUUAUACCGGAGCGGCUCAAGUUUAACCGUCGUUUCCAGCAAGAGGGUGAAUCGGUGGCAGCUUUUGCAGUAGAGCUGAAGGGAUUGGCUGCGUCAUACGACUUCGGUGCAUUUCUGGACGACGCCCUUCGGGAUUGUUUGGUCGCCGGGCUGAGCGACCGAGAAACCCAAGCGCAGUUGCUGAAAGAGAGCACGUUGACGUUCGCAAAUGCCUGCGAUAUCGCGAAGAGUAUCGAGCUCGCACGCAAAGAAAGCGAUGCACUUCAGCCCCGUCAUACCCAGGGGACAGUCAGCGCGCAGCACCAGAAGCCAGACAGCGGGAGACACCCACAGCGACGGGAGCAAUCUUCUGCUACGGCUGAACCAUCGAGAGCAAGAGCGUUGGAAUCAUCGGACUGUUUCCGGUGCGGCUCAGCGCAUGAGUCGUCUACCUGCAAAUUUCGCAAGUAUCGCUGCCGUUCUUGUAAGCGUUACGGACACUUGGCGGAAAUGUGCAGGGGUGGGGCUUGA